AUGAUUUUUACACCAGAAUCGACGCCCAUACGGUCCUUGGGACCCUUCUUGACCGAACCAAAACAACAGGCGCAAAUCCUUCCCCACGGGAACCAGCCCACUACCCCUGCUCCAGAGACCCCGCCAGAGGCAUCCCCAAGAAGCCGGCACAGCCUUCAAGAGGUCCAGGAAAUCAUCGAAGGGAUGCAAACUAGACACCAGUAUCUCAGCAAGGCCCAUGCCGCCAUCUAUGGCUUGGGCCCUCAGAUGGAUUCCUACCACAAAUUGUACAUGGACUGGAACCAAAGAAGGAUGUUGGAAGCCAAAGCCGCCGGGAGAACCUUUGUCACCGGCCCCAUUGAUAUAUUGCCGGAAACUUGGCGGCCCCCCUCGAAACCCUAUGCCGCCUCCGAGUUGCCAACUGCAAUUUGCAGAAGGACCCCGCCUCCGGCCCUCGACACCAACUUGAUUUGGGACACUUUGCAACGACCUCAAAACCUGAAGGUGUUCCCAACUUUUAUACUCGACCCCACCACCCGAUUCUCACUUGUUGAAGAUGAAGAGGACGACGACCAUCCCCCCAACAACACCACUCGGCGAAGCGUCCCCUUUCUUUUCCUGUUGCGCAGGUCAAACGAAUCAAAUUCAACAAUGAUUCCUCCGACUCCAACACUUCUGGCAGCGCGCCGGACACCUCCAGGGAAUCGACCCCGGAGCAAACUGAGGAUGCAUCAGCGUCGCAUGUAA
Puccinia triticina is the source of this 726-nucleotide messenger RNA. RefSeq lists its product as uncharacterized. The record is from RefSeq and is a predicted model, not a curated record. The transcript is spliced from 3 exons. NCBI's taxonomy places the organism in Eukaryota, Fungi, Basidiomycota, Pucciniomycetes, Pucciniales, Pucciniaceae. Bases 1 to 726 code for a protein of 241 amino acids.